This is a messenger RNA of Acaulospora colombiana, 705 nucleotides long. The record is from the annotation of a GenBank genome assembly. NCBI's taxonomy places the organism in Eukaryota, Fungi, Glomeromycota, Glomeromycetes, Diversisporales, Acaulosporaceae.
AUGAAGAAGAUUCAAGAGUGCGACUACUCUUUCCCAGACGACUUCGAUCCCGUGAUCAGGACGCUUGUGGAACGUUGUUUAGUCAACAAUCCUACCGUUAGGAUUACCAGUGGGGAGCUCAGGGACCAUUCAUUCUUCAGUUCUGUCGAUUGGGAUACGUUAUGGAAGCAAACACCUCCAACCCUCCAACAUAGGGAUUCACCGGCCGUGGGUCGAACCAAAAAGUUGAUGCCCACUAUUGUGGCCAAUACAUCACCAAGACAGCUAUCGUCAGAUGCUUCUCCGCCCUCUCCUGGAGCUACAACCUCCACGCAAGAGGAGAGGACAGCAAAAACCGAGAAGCGCCCUCCCGUUGCAUGGCCACAAAGACCAGGGCAAGACCCCAGUGAACUUACAGCACACCUGAAAAAGACUGCAAUCCAGUAUCCUUACUCUGUACCGCGGAACUCGAAUGGAUGUGAGGAUUUACUACAUACACUUUCAUUGUUCUAUGAGCCCUCACUUGAAACCUGUGCACUGACACUUUUUGCCAAGGCACUCAAAGAUGACCUGGUCGCAACACUGUUCCCAGACACUCGCAACAACAGGUUUAUGAAUCACCGACUAGCAACUAAUAUCAGAGUGCACCACAAUCGGCAUGUUAUAAUACAGGGUGGUCAAUGGGCAAAGCAGGUCCAAAAAUGGCUUUUGGCUAGAGGAUUCUAG